Messenger RNA from Nerophis lumbriciformis (worm pipefish), 1554 nucleotides. NCBI's taxonomy places the organism in Eukaryota, Metazoa, Chordata, Actinopteri, Syngnathiformes, Syngnathidae. The record is from RefSeq and is a predicted model, not a curated record.
AAGAGAGGCGCCUUUUCUGAGUUCAUGUCAAAACACUCGCAUGUGUUCAAUUGCUUACUUUUACUCAGGAUAACUCUGUAACCCGCAGUGAAAACACUGACUAGCAAAAUCCCUCGACAAGGUCCAACAUUUCAACAUGGCCUCCAAAAAGAAGCGAACGCCAAAUGUAGAAAGCGACAGCUGGGUCGUCAUUACAGCAGACUCCGCCAUAGACGCACAGGGGAAGGACAGUGACCCAAGUUUUGUGAGACUACGGAAUCCCGCAACAGAUGCAGCCUCUCUGUACUUGCUAGGUGGUGGCGAUGGCGUGCUGCAGCUUUAUGAGGUCAAAGUGUUUGAAGAGGAAUUCCGCUCCUGGUUUGUUGGCCAGACAGUACAGAGAGAUGGGAGACUUCUUUUUGUCACACCGAUGGAUCCUCUGUACCUUAUUUUACCCUAUUUGAUCAAAUCUGGAAAAGAAGGUAAGUUCCAGCCUGUGGCGCAAAUGGUGAUGGACGAAGACUUUCCUGCAUGCACCAAGCUGCUGAGCUGCUCACGCUCUCAAGCCUCCAUGCAUCACAUUGCAGAUGAAAAAGAGGUAGGAAGUCUCAAGUUUCACCGAUACAGUCAGGAAAAAACCAUGACUUGGUUAAAGAAAAAGGUGGAAAAAACGGUCCCGAUGCUGAAGAAUAGGAACAUCUCUGUGGGGGGUGCCAUUAAAUCCACCACAUACGUUCGAGUCAAGACCGAGUCGGACUCGAGCAAUGAGGACUACCUCCGCUAUGCACAUGGCCUAAUAUCAGAGUACCUCAGUGAAGACCUGAGCAAAGGCCUCCUCCGUCACCUACAGUUACCAGAGAUCACAAGUCCUAAGGAAACUGAGCCACCUUCAAAGAAGCGUAAACUGUCCGACAAGCCGGUGGAGGCAGGAGAGGACUACACCAAAUUCAACAGUGACGACUUUGUGCGCAAACCACCAAAGAAGAUGACGGCAGCUCAGAAAAGUCUGGCAAAGGUGGACAAGACUGGGAUGAAGACAAUGUCGUCCUUCUUCAGCCCCAAAGUCAAAAAAUAAUGGACAACAAUCAAGGGGACCGACUGACCCAUGUUCAACUGCUGUUCACAUGGAACCCUUCUCCACUUCGGCCUUCAAAGUAUGUUCCCCUAGUGUCCAAAUAACUCUAAAUUAAGUCUUUGUUACUUAGAAUAUGUUCCCCAUACUAAAGUGCUACCAAAAAAAUGUAUUACAACUGAGUACCACUGCGGCCCAUAUGGACCACAGCUGAGAAACAGAUAUUGUUUGGCAGCCCAACAAUGGACCCUGGCCCUAUGGUUAAGAAGCACUGCUUCACUGUAUAUUACUAAAUAGUGGGAGGUCUUCCCUUUAUUAGUUAAUAUGGAAAACUUCAAUGAAGUGGAGGAGUACUUUGAUACAGUUUAUCCUUGAAAGAUGCGAAAACCAACUCAAAAGUGGGACACUAUAUUAUGCCACACUAGUUGAACAGAACAUGGACCGCUGAGCUUUGUGUAUCGGUGACAAAGUAAAUGAAUACAAUUAGUAAUAUACUGCAUCUC